Molecule: messenger RNA, 1939 nt
Organism: Momordica charantia (bitter melon)
Lineage: Eukaryota; Viridiplantae; Streptophyta; Magnoliopsida; Cucurbitales; Cucurbitaceae
Product: Peptidase M20/M25/M40 family protein
Biological process (GO): amino acid metabolic process
Cellular component (GO): cytoplasm
Molecular function (GO): aminoacylase activity
Source: RefSeq, a predicted model, not a curated record
AAAAAAAAAAAGAAAAAAAAUUGGAUUUGAUAGCCAGAAGCUAGGAGGAGCAUGGACAGUUGAGUUCAGGUACAGCAGCGGCGGCGGCGAGUUGAAGAAGCAAACCCUAGAUUAUCCGCUAUACCUUCAUCGGCGGCAGUGUUUCCGAUUCGGCAGCUCUCCGGUCAAUUCAACUUCAAAAGUCCACUUACUGUAACUGCUUGGCCACGAUCACCGGCGCCACCCAUGGCGAACCUCCAUCACCACUGUUCAUUCAUUUCACUCGCCGCUUUUCUUCUUCUCCUUUCGUUUCCUCUCUCGUUCUGCCAUCUCCAAGAUGAUGAAGUAGAUCCAGAUUCUCCAGUCUCUCGCUUCCAAAACUACCUCAGAAUCAAAACCGCCCACCCGAACCCGGAUUACGCCUUCGCCGUCUCAUUCCUCAAAUCUCAAGCACUGGCCAUCGGUCUCGAUGCGCAAAUUCUCGAGUUCGUUGAAGGUAAACCUCUUCUCCUCUUGACCUGGCGUGGAUCGAACCCUUCUCUGCCCUCAAUUUUGUUAAACUCUCACAUGGACUCUGUCCCCGCCGAGUCCUCCAAGUGGCUCCAUCCUCCAUUCUCCGCCGUCCGGUCCUCCGAUGGCAAGAUCUUCGCCCGUGGUUCUCAAGAUGACAAGUGCAUCGCCAUCCAGUAUCUCGAAGCCAUUCGGAACCUCAGGAGUCGAAAUUUCGUCCCGGUUCGUUCGAUUCACAUCUCGUAUGUGCCGGAUGAGGAGAUUGGGGGUUUCGAUGGAGCUGCGAAGUUUGUUUCGUCGAAGGAGUUCAAGGAGUUGAAUGUGGGGUUCAUGAUGGACGAAGGGCAGGCAUCGCCAGGAGAUGAAUUUAGGGUUUUUUACGCCGAUAGAUCGCCGUGGGGGUUGAUAAUUAGGGCUAACGGAACCCCUGGGCAUGGGUCUACAUUGUACGAUAACAGUGCGAUGGAGAAUUUGAUGAAGAGUGUUGAGAUUGUGAGUAGGUUUAGGGAGAGCCAAUUCGAUAUGGUGAAGGCUGGUGAAGCUACUAAUUCGGAAGUCAUCUCUGUGAACCCUGUUUUCGUCAAUGCCGGAAUUCCUUCCCCCACUGGAUUUGUAAUGAAUAUGCAACCUUCAGAGGCGGAAGCCGGUUUUGAUCUCAGAUUACCGCCCACCGCCGACCCAGAUGCUAUAAGAAGAAGAAUUGCGGAGGAAUGGGCUCCGGCUCGGCGGAAUAUGACGUUUCAGAUUACUCAGAGAGGGCCCAUCAGAGACUACUUGGGACGUCCAUUAAUGACGAUGACAAACGGUUCAAAUCGAUGGUGGUCCGUAUUCGAGACAGCCAUCUCCGAUGCUGGUGGCAAGCUUUCAAGCCCUGAAAUCCUGGCUUCGACGACUGAUGCACGCUUCAUGAGACAGUUGGGCAUUCCUGUUCUUGGUUUCUCCCCAAUGAGUAACACUCCUAUCUUAUUGCAUGAUCACAACGAGUUCUUGUCAGAAACGGUCUUCUUAAGGGGCAUAAAGGUUUAUGAAUCCAUAAUCAGUGCUUUGAGUUCCUUUGAAGAGGGUGCAUCCCAGUAAAAGUAACUGCCGUGGGUUAAUACUUUGGUCGUGGACUCAUGGCAACACUGCUGUAUUGUAAGUUCAUGGUGGGUUGAAGAUUGAUUGGUGCCAUGAUAUAUCAACUUUAGUGAAUGAAAUUUCCUUACAAUUUCACAAAAGCAAGAACAGCCCUUUCCUGCAUGUUCUGACAUUUUUCUUUUUUGAAAAGAAAAAAAAAAACAUGUGAGCUCCAUUAAUUAGCAAAGGAACAUCAUAAUUAGUUUAAUUAAUUAAGGUGUAAAAUCAUACUGUCAGCCACCCGAUUGAGCCAUAUUCAAGAAACACAAAUAUAUUAAUACUCUGUUUCAAAAAAGAGAGGCUUCGGGAAUCUCAUUGUUUAUUUGUUUGUUUA